This is a messenger RNA of Tuber aestivum (summer truffle), 2782 nucleotides long. The record is from the annotation of a GenBank genome assembly. Lineage: Eukaryota; Fungi; Ascomycota; Pezizomycetes; Pezizales; Tuberaceae.
GCAGUUGCCGUUUUCCACCACAUCGUUGGAUCCGCAGUAGCAAAGCAAAACUCAAAGGAACCUAAAGCUUGAAGGCCUACCCACCUCAAGAGCGAACGCUAGCUUUUGUUAGCAAGCUAUCAUAGCCACACUUUUACAGUUCCCCUCUUUAAGUUCAUAACAUUCCUGAGAAAACGAAAUGGCAGAGGCCUUCUCCGUGGCUGCCACCGGUUUGGCUCUCAUUCACCUCAGCGCGAAGGUGUUCAAACUUUGCUAUGACUACUGCGACACAGUCAAGGGGAGCCAACAAGAUUUCAAGAAACUGGGGGACGAGAUUAAGAGUAUCCACCAGCAGCUCGAGGAAAUCCGAAGCCUUGCCGCCGGAGACGAUGAGAGCGACCCACAAUACCCUGCCCUUCUUCAAUGGACAAAAAAUGAGAGUCUGAAUGAUUACAGGAUAGCGCUGGAGGAGCUGGAGGAAAGGUUAGAUGUGCCUGAAUGGAGGAAAUCUACGAGAAAAUAUGUUUGGCCUUUUCGCAAACCCAAAAUGGAACAUUACCUGGGCUUGGUUGAAGAGCAGAGAUCGAAACUUCACCUUUUAUUAACCACAACCACAACGUAGGUUAUCCAUUCUUCAAUGCCCUGGGGAUCUAACUUCUCGACUUCCUUUCUUGUUUCACGGCGGAGCUAACUAAUAGUAUAGGAAGACGGUAACUAAAGUGUUACGAAAACUAGAUGGUACUUGGCUACAUUAUUCCUAAUCCGGUUAAUUAUCUUCUCUACUAAUAUCAGAUAUUUCGGAUACCCUAGACAAAGAAUUCCGGGAGGUGCUAAAAUGGCUUAACGUCGUUGAUCCAGCCUCGAAUUAUUCAUCUGCGCUUGCUCUUCGCGAACCCGGUACGGGGAAUUGGCUGAUAAAGGGACCUGAAUACCAAGAUUGGAAGGAAGGGAGAGGAGGGGUUCUCUGGCUUCACGGUAUACGUAAGUAUACAGACGAGUAAAAUCUUAUAUUCCAAGAAUGUCGCUAAUAUUCGCAUCUUAUAGCCGGGUGUGGCAAAAGUGUCCUAAGGUACGAACUUAACAAGGCAUCCGGAGGUGCAAUAUGAUUUCCAUAUCGCUAACUCUCCCUUUAGCGCUACUGCCAUUCAUGAUGUCAAAAAUAUGUGCAACUCGAACGACGAUCGCACAUUAGCCUACUUCUAUUUUACCUUUAGCGACUCGGAGAAGCAGAAUUUUCUCAAUAUGCUUCUAUCCAUCGUUGGCCAACUAUUAGAAGGCGUUUCAGGCCGCUGUUUCCCCGAUGAGGUUAUAAAUCUGUACCACAAUUCCAAGGCAGUUGGAAAGUCAACCGAUAUCGAUGCCCUGAAAUCAGCAUUUUCGCAGAUGGUAAAGCUUUCCAAACGGACAUUUAUCAUCCUCGAUGCCUUAGACGAGUUCCCCAAGAACACACGGGGGAGUCUCCUAUCCUGGAUAAGCGAGCUUACUACGGUUGAUCAUAAUGCGGGAUCGCUUUCCAUUCUCGUCACCAGCCGUCCCGAGGCCGAUAUAGUGAAGUUUCUAGAACCACUCGCCACUUUUUCAAUAUCGCUACAAUCCAAUACUGUCGAUCCAGAUAUCCGGUUCUAUAUACAGAACUCCCUGGACGGUAGGGAUGGCCUCAAGGAAUUCACCAAAGAAAUCAAAAUGGAGAUAGAGGACACACUCGUUGCUCGCGCACAAGGAAUGUAUGUUAUACUCAACUUCUAAAUUUUUAACUUACGCUUACAUAAGGUUGGAUAUGUGAAGGUUCCGAUGGGUGGACUGUCUUUUACGAGUUCUAGAGGAAUGCAUAACACCAAAAUCUGUGAGAACAGCCUUGCAGGAACUGCCGAAGGAUUUGGAUUCCGUCUACUUGAGGAUCCUUAACAGCAUUCCCGAGACGCAGAGGGAAUACAUUAGGCGAGCGAUGCAUUGGCUCACAUUUUCGGCAGUACCGUUGACAUUGGGCCAGCUUGCGGAGGCCAUUGUGAUCGAAUACGAUGUCAACGAAUAUGGCGAGGAUUCUGAACCCCUUUUUAAUAUGAAGUCCCUCAUGAGCAUUUGCCCGAGCCUUAUUUCCUUCGAAGAUGCCAGGGACGAUCAAUCAUCCACUCAAGAGGACCGAAGAUUACGACUGGCUCAUUUCUCGGUAAAGGAAUAUCUGAUUUCCGACCGGACAGGUCAGGGCCCUGGUGCCUACUAUCAUAUUUCGGAGGAUAAAGCCAAUUUACUGAUGGCGCACGCUUGCCUCAGUCGAAUACUGCGACAGAGUGCACAAGCUACAAUAAGCGGGAACAAAGCCCAAAACACCCCGUUUCUCUACCACAGUGCCCGCUAUUGGUUCAUGUAUACUAGAUCUAUUGAGGAUACGGCACCCACCCCACUCCUCGACGUAUCGGUAAAGGUCCUCGAGCUGGGAAAGGAGUGGCUAGAUAUAUAUAACCCCGACCAACCUUACUGGCCUUCCACCCACAACGCCGGGGUUUACCCACCAGCAAUCUACUAUUCCUCUCUGCUAAAUUUGGUGACGGCCUGUAAAUUGCUAGUCAAUAGAGGAGUGGAUACAGUAAACGCGAAUGCUCAGGGCGGCUAUCAUAGCAAUGCACUUCAAGCAGCUGCAUAUCAAGGGAACGAAUCGGUCGUGCGGCUUCUCCUCGAGCAUGGGGCAGAAGUGAAUGUGCAAGGUGGCAAUUAUGGCAAUGCACUACAAGCAGCUGCAUAUCAAGGGAACGAAUCGGUUGUGCGGCUUCUCCUCAAGCAUGGGGCAGAAGUGAAUGUGCAAGGU